GUGAGCGCGCACGCAAGACCAGUCCCUGCAGCAGAGCUGGGUAGCGCGUGUGUUUGUGCGCGGCGGAGGAGCCUUGAGGAGCGCACACGGAACCAGCGAAGAUGGACGGAGUGGGAUCGUUCGGAGCGGGCCGCAGCGGGUCCACUAUCGACCCGAUUACCUUCGCGAAACAACCGCAGACCAUCCUGAGAGUCCUGUCGUGGAUCUUCUCCCUGGUGGUGUUCGCCUCCAUCGUGAACGAGGGUUAUGUGAACAUCGGCAGCGAGCGCCUCUACUGCGUCUUCAACAAAAACGCGGACGCGUGCAACUACGGUGUGUUUGUGGGCCUGGUGGGCCUGCUGGCCUGCUCCUUCUUCCUGCUGCUUGACUACAAAUUCUCUUCCAUCAGCUCCGUCAAAGACCGCAAGAAGGCUGUCAUGCUUGAGAUCGGCUUCUCAGGUUUCUGGGCCUUCUUGUACUUUGUGAGUUUCUGCUUCCUGGCCAACCAGUGGUCUCGAACCACGGUCGACGAGCUGCCGCUCAACCAGGGGGCAGACGCAGCUCGGGCUGCGAUCGCCUUCUCCUUCUUCUCUAUAAUCACUUGGGCUGGUCUGACCGUGCGUGCGGUGCAGAAGUACCUGCUGGGCACUGACAUGAGCCUGUUCACCUCAGAGCACAUGGACGGCAGCGCCCCCACCCAGCCUUGUCCCUCCAACUCUCCGGGAGGGGGCACCACUGAGUCGACAGAAACCUACCAGAACCCGCCGUUUACAGAGAACAACGCGGCGCCGACAUACCAGGUUCCCAUUUACUAGACGAGACAAAGCCGUGCCGAGACUAGAAAAGGCGAAUAAAACCGCUCUCUUGUCAAUUUUCAACGAAGCUCGCAAAAAUCUGCUGUUUUGUUUCCUCCUCUUGUUGUUUAUUACGUGAACAUUCCAGCUCGGUCUGCACUUUUCUAGACUUACUUUCAUGCAGAUUGGAUUCCUCGGAUUAGGAUGAAAAAUAAAAAUAAAAGAAAGCAAACAAGAGGAGGAAUCAUAGAAGAUGAGGCCAUUUUGCAGUAGUCCAACUCGUAUGACAGAAGCGCCACCACUUUCACUUCAAAUCUUGAGUUCUCUUCUCCUUGCUGCGGUGAAGGAGUGAUCACAUGUAUGGAAUCUGCAUGUUUCCAAGUGUAGAGAUAGCAACUAAAGUGCCAUACUGUGCUGACAGUGACUUCAUUUCGAAAAAACGUCAUUACCACAACGUUUGUGUGACCAAGUGCAAUAUCUUACAUUCUCAUGCAGGUCGAUGUGUACUACUGUACUGUACUCUGGUGGAAGUAGACUUUGUGUGGAUGUAGACGGUGAAAGCAACCCUUGGAAACAGCAGGUUGUUUGAAAAAAAUAAUAAUUCAAGGUUACAUGUUAGGGGAGAUAUACUUGUAUAAAACACAAAGUAUAUACAGUACAGUAAUCAUGUCUAUUUUUAUAUUUUCUCCCAAACGUUCUUCUCAGUUGAAUUGUACAGGUUAUAUGUCAAGAUUUUUUUUAAAGUAAAAAAAAUUAUAUAAUUAUAUUUUUAGUAUAUUUUCCAUGAACUUGAUUGUACAGGCUAUAGGCCACAUUAUUAUUAUUAUUAUUUAAUAAUGAUGAUGAUAAUGUGUAUUGUUAUUAUUAGUAAUAAUCAAUUGUUAGUUCUUUUGAGUAUUAAUCAUCAUUGUUACGAUUACACUCCUGAUCAAACUCUGAAGACCAGUUGAAAAAUUGGACAUUUGGAUCUUAAUGAGGUUUUAAGCAGAGCUACAAGUCUUCAGAUUUUGAUCAGGUCUGCAUUUUAUUUGUAUUUAUUAUUAAUAAUACUGAUGAUGAUCUGUACUAUCAACACAUGUUAGGGGAAAAUAUAUGAAAUAUUUAUUUCACAUUUUAAUAUUAUUGUAUUUUUCCUGUACCAUUUGUUGAUUGUAUGUUAUAGGCCACAUUAUUAUUUAAGAAUAAUGAUGAAACUAACAUGUAUUAUUAUUACUAAUAAUCAAUUGCUGGUUAUUAGUAUCAAUAAUUUCAAUUAUUAUUAUUUGAUUUAUGUGUAUUUAUUAUUAAUAAUAAUAGUGUGCUAGCAACACAUUUUAAGGGGAAAUAUGUAAAAUAUUUUAUAUUUUCUCCCAAACAAAUGUGUUUCUUCCCAAUAGAAUUUUACAGGUGAUAUGUCACAAUAUUUUUGGAAAAAGUAAAAACAAAGUUAUUUUUAUUAUAUUUUUUCCCUAGCAUUUGUUGAAUGUACAGGUUAUAGGCCACAUGAUUAUUAUUAUUAUUAUUGAAUAAUGAUGAUAUGUAUUCUUCUUAUUAUUAGCAUUAAUAAUGAUUAUUACUGUAAUUAUAUUCUUAUUUAUUUGCAUGUAUUAUUUAUUAUUGAUAAUAUUACUGAUGAUCUGUACUAUCAGGACGUUAGGGGAAAUAUAUCAAAUAUUCAUAUUUUCUCCCCAACAAAUGUGUUUCUUCCCAAUUGAACUUUACAGGUUAUACUGUAUGUCACAAGAGUAUUUGUAAAGAAUUCCAAAUGAUGUAUUGUAGUCUAAUUUUAGAAAUGUGGUAUUUUAACAAGGGUGCGUUCACUUCCUAUAUCCACUGCGUAGUAGGCCCCCCGCCUCAAAUGACACACACUAUUCAGCUUUGAAUUGUACUAACAAAUCUCAGGCGGAUUUGACUUUUCAAUCCCCUCAAAUUGGAAUUCAAGCUUUAAUGUAACAACUAUUUAUCAUCCUCAUGGAUGUAGCGGUGAAUCAAAUGCUAAAUUAAACCCAAAUGUUGUGUCCAGGUUACAUUUCUGUACCAGGGAAUGUACGUUGUGUGUAAUCUGAGACGGCGUCAGACGUGUUUGUUUACUUUUUAGAAGCUGCCAAACUGCCCUGUGUUCUUAUGAAUCUUGAAUUAUUCUUCUUAUUAUUUUUAACACAUCACUGCUGUUUGGUAGAUGUCAAGUACGAGGUGAGGGAGAGGGUGUAGUGUGGUUAGCAUGCCAAACUAAUAUUGUUUUGGUGGUGGUUGGGAAGACUGGCUGGCUGAAUCAAAGAUGCUCUGCUGUUGCCAUGGCAACGAGGCGAGUACGAAGGCGUAUGGAGAUAAUCACCACGACAGCCGUGUUGAUGUGUAGCCUGUGUGUGUGUUGUGCGUUUGCGCAAGUCAGUGCAACGAGUCACUGUGUGUCUGAAUAAGCAUGUGUGAAUGCGUUUAAUAUUAUUAUCUUGGUGCUUAUUAAACUUAUUUUAAUUUGAUGUUUUUUCUGCAAAAUAUAUCAUCGUUUUCACUUUAAAGUAUCAAGAAUAGAGCCAAAUAUGCAUUUAAUUUCCCUUAGAAGACCUUGCCUGUAAUUCCUCAUGUUUCACCCGUGAAACAGCGCCCUCUGCUGAACAGAGCUGGUACACACAACUGAGAGACAACUAUCAAGUAUGUUAAAAGUGCAUGACGUUGUAGUAUGACAGUCGUGAAUUAAGUGAGAUUCAAAAGCCAUCAAUGCAGCAAACAAAUUAUUUGUUGUUUUAGUAAUUUUACUAAUAAUGACAUGAUUUGAAAGCGCUGAUAAUACAACUGCAUGAUCCCACAAUCUGUUUGCGCAAUGAUAAAAACGGGCCUUCCAGUUAAAUGUGACUGUUAUUAUUUCCUGUCAUGAAUUAAAAACGGUAAAAGACCAUGUAUUUUGGGUCCAUUGACACAUUUUAGUGGCUGUGGGGGGAACAUACAUGGGUGUUGUUCAUGUUGAAACUGUGUAAAGCCAAUAUAACUGCCAAAUCUAAUGCCGACGCAUGUUUUUGAAUGGAUUUCCAGCCGUUUAGCUGAGAGAAUAUCAACUUCCAGAGCGGCACGGAGCUUGAAUUAGUCUUUGCAGGUUGACUUACUCGUCAUUCAAGGGAGGAACUCAAUUUAAGAGCCGAUGGAAAGAUGUGUGGCUGGGUGUGACUGAUGCCGGGGUCAGAUUUUGUUGUUGUUCUUGUUGUUGUUCUCGGUGCUUCGCUCUCUCCUUCAGUCAGUCAUUGUGAUAGAUUAAAUUUAAAAAAAAAAGAAUAAAAAGAUAAUUCCAGCAUUCUCUCUAUGUUCUGUGCACUGCUCUAGUGUUGGUUGAUUGUACAAAUCGGUAUGUUAAUUCAAGUAAAUGGAUCAUGUGUGUGACGAUGUCCAGGGUCUGGAUUGUCCUGUACUGCUUUCAAAAAUGAUUAUUAACCAGAAUGCACUCUUUAUUCAGUAAUACCACUCAUAAAGGGGCCACUCAAAUGAAAGUCUUCUGUGAUCAUACUGUAGUUUUGUUCGACUGAGAUAAUCAAAGUGAUGAUAUGUAGUCAUUGUGAGGGUUCCAGUAUAAUUCUUUGCAUGGAUGUUACCAUUUUUUCCUCCCCGACAAGCUGAUAAUAAAAAUGAAAAGCCCAUAAUAAACUAACAAACAAGUGCAUUUGAUUUAGCGUGCUGCCCUUUUAUGAUGAUACUUAUGAGGUUUUUGUUCCCCUGUUUUCGAGGUGUUUUAGAUUUAUUCUGUGUAAAAGAAACAAUAAAACAAAAACAAAAAAACGCUGUGCAUAGACAAGUGUGUCACUGUCUAUUUCCUGAAUGUCUCUUGACUGCAGUCUAAACAUCGCUCUCAAAUAAAAAAGAUGACAUGUA
Messenger RNA from Dunckerocampus dactyliophorus (ringed pipefish), 4610 nucleotides. RefSeq names its product synaptogyrin 3a (gene syngr3a). Lineage: Eukaryota; Metazoa; Chordata; Actinopteri; Syngnathiformes; Syngnathidae. Gene Ontology annotation, cellular component: synaptic vesicle membrane; neuromuscular junction. The record is from RefSeq and is a predicted model, not a curated record. The coding region runs from base 102 to 794 and encodes 230 amino acids. The transcript has 4 exons.